This is a messenger RNA of Naegleria gruberi, 576 nucleotides long. RefSeq lists its product as uncharacterized. Gene Ontology annotation, cellular component: cytosol. Gene Ontology annotation, molecular function: protein deglycase activity. Gene Ontology annotation, biological process: guanine deglycation, glyoxal removal; protein deglycation, glyoxal removal. NCBI's taxonomy places the organism in Eukaryota, Heterolobosea, Eutetramitea, Acrasida, Naegleriidae. The coding region runs from base 1 to 576 and encodes 191 amino acids. The record is from RefSeq and is a predicted model, not a curated record. The transcript is spliced from 4 exons.
AUGGUUCAAGUAUUGUUUUGUAUUGCUGAUGGUUCUGAAGAAAUGGAAUCAGUCACAGUGAUUGAUGUUCUUAGAAGAGCAAAAUUCAAUGUAUUAGUAGCCAAAGUUUCAAAUGAUUCACAUGAUCAUUCACUCAAAGUUCUCGGAUCAAGAAAUGUCAAAUUGGAAGCUGAUGUUCAUUUUGAUCAAAGUGUUGCUGAUAAAGAGUUUGAUGCUAUUGUUUUACCUGGAGGAAUGAAAGGAGCAGAGACAUUUGCUGCCAAUGAAUUAUUGUUGCAUAGAUUGGUUAAACAGAGACAUUCUGAUAAGAUUUGUGCUGCUAUUUGUGCUAGUCCAGCUUUGGUUUUCUCAAAACAUAAGAUUUUGGCUGGUAUUUCUAAGGUUACUUGUUAUCCUUCACUUAAAGAUAAACUUACCAACUCUCAUGAAUUUGUGGAUGAAAAGGUUGUUGUGGAGAAGAAUGUUGUAACAUCACAAGGUCCUUUUACUGCAAUUCACUUUGGUGUUAAAUUGAUUGAAGUUUUGGAUAGUAAGCAUGCUAGUGAAGAAGUUGCCAAAGGAUUACUUUUACAUUAA